CCCAAAUUCUUUCUCUCACUGUUUCUUCAAUUGUUAAUCAGUUUCUUCUAAAAACGAAAUUCCUUGUCCAUUCCAUCUUCAAUAGUUUUCCAGGGUCAGCCAAGAAAUACCCAAAGCGAUAAUGGCAAUGGCAAUAACAACAGACAGUGGAAGUAGUGGAUGGAGCAUGCUAUCUUUAAAGUCAGCUCUGCCGCCAGUGACUUCCACAGCUUCUUCAAUUAAAUUACCAUGUCGCCGUCGUUCUACCAAGUGCCCUCAGCUUGUGCGUUCCUUCUCUGCUCUCUCUCCUGUCAACCCUGUCCAUUCCCUUGGCUUCUCUGACCUCAACAGCUUUGAGCACAAUUUCACCAUAAUCGAUAAUGGUUAUCGAUUUUAUGCUAUGAGGCAUGGAAGAAGAGUACCUAAACUCAACAGGCCUCCGGACCAGCGACGUGCACUUCUACGAGGCCUCACAACUCAGCUCCUUAAGUAUGGUCGGAUCAAAACUACCAGGGCUAGGGCAAGCGCUAUGAGGAAGUAUGUUGACAAAAUGAUCACCUUAGCUAAGGAUGGUUCUCUUCACAAAAGGAGGCAGGCUCUUGGCUUCAUUUAUGAGAAACAAAUUGUGCAUGCCCUAUUUGCUGAGGUGCCAGACAGGUAUGGUGACAGAAAUGGUGGGUAUACAAGAAUUAUUAGAACCCUGCCUAGGAGAGGGGACAAUGCACCAAUGGCAUACAUUGAACUUGUAUAGGUACUUUCUGUUCUU
This is a messenger RNA of Theobroma umbraticum, 745 nucleotides long. RefSeq names its product Ribosomal protein L17 family protein. Gene Ontology annotation, molecular function: structural constituent of ribosome. The record is from RefSeq and is a predicted model, not a curated record. NCBI's taxonomy places the organism in Eukaryota, Viridiplantae, Streptophyta, Magnoliopsida, Malvales, Malvaceae. Gene Ontology annotation, cellular component: cytosolic large ribosomal subunit; ribosome. Gene Ontology annotation, biological process: translation.